Caenorhabditis briggsae is the source of this 336-nucleotide messenger RNA. The transcript has 4 exons. Lineage: Eukaryota; Metazoa; Nematoda; Chromadorea; Rhabditida; Rhabditidae. The record is from RefSeq and is a predicted model, not a curated record. Bases 1 to 336 code for a protein of 111 amino acids.
AUGGUCACUUUGCUUCAAAGAGCAGAUUUGGCGCUCCCGAAUUAUUCGGAACUGGAGCUGGAAGGAUCAUCAUAUACGAGAAAACCGAUCAUCAUAAGAGCUCAAAAGAAGAAACGAGAGAUAUACACGUUUGUCUUCAACUUUCAACGCUUUAUGAAAAAGACUACGAGUGCCAGUGACAACCAAAACGUUUCGCAGUUUUUGAGCAAAGCUGGCGAGAAACGAAUUGCAAUUGAGAAAGAAUUGUGGGCACAGAUCGAUGUAUCUGGUCUCCUUUUCAAAGUUCAGGAAAUCAUAGAUCCGAUGAUGGUACUAAUGCUCCAGAACCUUCAAUAA